Molecule: messenger RNA, 1811 nt
Organism: Girardinichthys multiradiatus
Lineage: Eukaryota; Metazoa; Chordata; Actinopteri; Cyprinodontiformes; Goodeidae
Exons: 7
Coding region: 125-859 (244 amino acids)
Biological process (GO): positive regulation of hippo signaling
Cellular component (GO): cell junction; plasma membrane
Source: RefSeq, a predicted model, not a curated record
GCCUCUCCCCUCCCUGCGCUCUCCUCCCUCACUCUCCUCUCCUGCAUGGACCUGCAGUAUAUGAGAGCUCCACUGCAGUGUAGAGAAGGGCAGGACGUCUGUGUUAGUACGAUGCGUUAGAAGGAUGGUGCACCAGGAGAAACGUGUUUACCAGGCUCAGAGGAAUGAUAGAGAGUCAAUCAGGCAGAAACUUGCCCUUGGCAGUUUCUAUGACGACGAGCCUGUCAUCUAUACCAGCUGCAGCAAGAGCACCCCAUCCUUCCGACUGCAGAGUGGGGUGAACCUGCAGGUUUGUUUCGUUAACGACAGCAGCAGUGACAAAGACAGUGAUGCUGAGGACAGUAGGACAGAGACAAGCCUGGACACACCACUGUCACCGAUGAGCAAGCAGAGUUCAUCGUUGUCAGACCGGGACACUGCGGAGGAGGACUCGGAUCCGUUAGAUGACUGCAGCGGGUUCUGGCGGGUGCAACGAAAGCUGCAGGAGGAGGCCCGGGUGGCACUGGCUUUAGCUCGACCCAUGGCCCGCAUGCAGGUGGAGGUGGAGAGGCAAAUCCAGCUGCACAGACGUUCACCUGUGGCCGAUCUGCUCCCUCAUCUGCCCCACAUCAGUGAGGGGUUGGUGAAGUGGAACCUGAAGCGUAGGGACAUGAGAGAUAUGAGUCUGGGACAGCUGCAAGUCAUAACAAAUGACUUGCACUCACAGAUUCAGAAUCUAAAUGAGGAGCUGGUGCAGUUGUUACUAAUGAGGGAUGAGCUGCAUGUGGAGCAAGAUGCUAUGCUAGUGGACAUAGAAGAUCUCACCAGGCAUGCACACAGCCAUCAGCGGCACCCGACAGAGAAAGCAGUCUCUAAAUAAACAUCCUAUUUACACGUGUCCGUCUGCAUGCCAUCCAACCUCCCAUACCACAGACUAUUGCUGGUGUUUUGUGUUUUUAACCCAAGCAAUCAUGAUGAUUUUUGGAAACCCCCCCUACUUUAAAAAAGCCUAUAGUAUGAACAUGUACAUCCAAUUUAUCGCAUCACAUUACUCAGUGAAGAAAUUCCCCAAAUCAAAAAAGAAUAAGAUCACUAAUUUCAACAUUCACACAAAUGAGUUGAUACAUCCCUCUCACUACCACUGCACAAUAUAAGUCAUGCUAUUUAUUUGUCAGGAUGGGGGAAUCCUUUUGACCCAUUUGUAUUGGUGUUUUUUAUUUAGUUUUUGGUGAUUUUUGCACAGAACCCUCAUUUUUGGGAAUUAUUCUCCAGCCUUGUUUUAUUAUUUUUUUAGAUCACAGAUUUAAACCUCUCCAAAUGUGCCACAUAAAACACUUGAUUCUAUUGACGUGCUCUGUGUAUUUGUAAAAUGUAUUAUUUUUUUCACUAUGAGCAUUGUAUCAAAGCUGUUUCAUUACUGAAAUUCACUUUUAGCAUCUGCUUGGAACAGACAUUUUGUUCCUAUCAAUAUGGUAUUAACAUAAGUAUAGUCUAGUUUAAAAAAAUGGAGUUGUAUUAAAGUAAAAACCUCCUGAUAGGAAAUAUGCAAAAUCACAUUUUAUGUAUUAUUUAUUUAUGCUAACCAUACAACAUAUCAGUUAUAUAUUAACAAAUAACAGUCAGAGAAUAAUCUAUUUUGUCUGUGUAAAUGUUAAGAGACUUUAUUUAAAGAAUGAAUAACUUGGUUAGACGCGUUAGAUGUUUUCACACUCAGCUUUUUAAGAAUGUCAAUUCACACAAAGAAACUUUAUAUUGUUUGCUUCAUUAAGAAAUGUACUGUACAAUGAUUGUAAUAACGAAUCCAGUAGUAAUAAAUGUUUCAAUUUUGUGAA